Molecule: messenger RNA, 303 nt
Organism: Prorocentrum cordatum
Lineage: Eukaryota; Dinophyceae; Prorocentrales; Prorocentraceae
Source: the annotation of a GenBank genome assembly
GCAGCCCCGCCCGCCUGGCAGCUCGGAGAGCGGUGGGUGGCAGACCUGCCUAAGCUGCGCUGUCGAGCGAUUGGCACCGCCGUGGAGAACGGAAUCGCGCAGCUUCGCAUCGUGAAGGACGAGCGGCCCAAGGACGCAAUGAUCCCCAGGGGGGACAUGAUCAAGCUACCGAACGAGAUGUCCAAUGUCACGCCUGGCAAGAUGGCGGAGCUCUGGCUCGAGAUCGUCACCAUCUGCGACCCGUACGAUCAGAUGUACUGGCAAGCUCGCUUAGCGCCCGAGCCAGAGCCAGCUGCAAUGUAA